AUGAUGGUGGAUUCUCUUGGUGUAGAGAAAAUCGAUGAGUCUACUUAUAGGGGCCUAAAGCCUCUUUGCAAGCCAGAUAGAGCUGCACGAGGAGUUUAUGGGGGAAACCUAGUGGGUCAAGCAUUGAUGGUUGCAAUGGCAAGUGCUGGAGAGGGUUUUGAACCCCAUUCAUUACAUGCUUAUUUUGUGAAGGCCACAACAGAUAAGAGUCCCCUUGAAUGGAAAGUUGAACAAGUUUCCAACGGGAAAACGUUUGCCAAUAGACAUUUACAGGCCACUCAAGAUGGGAAAAUCACAUUUCUGGCCAGUGUGUCGUUAACCAAAGUUAAUGACUUUAGUAAGUCUGUAAAAGAGUACGAGGAAAAGAUGGAGAAAUACAAUAAGCUGCAAAAUGCAUCGUCAACAUCUGAUGACGAUAAUGAUGACAAUGAUGACGACGUUGAACCAUCGAAACCUAUUCAAUUUCAAACACCACUACUUAAGUGGCUUCAGAAUAGCCCCAAGUUGGAGAAUCUACCUACAGACAAACGAUUUGGUGUCAUUAAAACGGACUUUAAGUUCCCUGUGGAGAUGGUUGAUUUAACAGCCACUAUCGAAGAAGAACUUCAGAAUGUUACGGACCGUAAAGUAGGAUUUUUGCUUCGAUGGACCCCAGAUGAAGAACAGACACGUCUACUAGCAAAUGGUGAUUCCCCUGGUGCCACAAUGAUCAAAUAUGUGGGCCUUGGAGUGCUUAGCGAUUCAAUUUUUCUCACUCGUUUAGCACGAAUUCUCAGAGUGGAAACCGUUGAUUUGAACCAUCUUGUGCAUUACUAUUCUACCUCAUUGGAUCAUGUGGUUUACUUCCAUGAUCAUGAUUUUGAUCCCACUCAAUGGAUGAAAUUUCAGUUCAAGGCUACACGGUUUGGGAACCGAAGGGUUGUUUUGGAAGCAGAAAUCUUCAACCACAAAAACGUCCAUGUGGCUACCAUUGUGCAAGAAGGACUUGUUUAUUUCAAUGGUUUGGAAAAGUAUGCUAAACUAUAA
This is a messenger RNA of Lizanozyma spartinae, 1026 nucleotides long. RefSeq lists its product as uncharacterized. The record is from RefSeq and is a predicted model, not a curated record. Gene Ontology annotation, molecular function: fatty acyl-CoA hydrolase activity. The transcript has a single exon. Gene Ontology annotation, cellular component: peroxisomal matrix. NCBI's taxonomy places the organism in Eukaryota, Fungi, Ascomycota, Pichiomycetes, Serinales, Debaryomycetaceae. Gene Ontology annotation, biological process: fatty acid catabolic process; acyl-CoA metabolic process. Bases 1 to 1026 code for a protein of 341 amino acids.